Neoarius graeffei (lesser salmon catfish) is the source of this 3028-nucleotide messenger RNA. RefSeq names its product max interactor 1, dimerization protein (gene mxi1). Lineage: Eukaryota; Metazoa; Chordata; Actinopteri; Siluriformes; Ariidae. The coding region runs from base 364 to 1017 and encodes 217 amino acids. Gene Ontology annotation, molecular function: protein dimerization activity; RNA polymerase II cis-regulatory region sequence-specific DNA binding; DNA-binding transcription factor activity, RNA polymerase II-specific. The record is from RefSeq and is a predicted model, not a curated record. The transcript has 6 exons. Gene Ontology annotation, biological process: regulation of transcription by RNA polymerase II.
GAGGUAAACAAACUGCAGGAGGAAAAAGAAAGAGAGCGAGAGAGAGAACACACACACCAGCCAGCAAGGACUUUGCAGGGAAUUUUUUUUUUUGGUAGAGUUUGUAUUCCUUUUGUACACGUUUUAAUCUUUAACUUGGAUAGUUUUAAUAGUGUGGGGUGUUUUGUUGUUAGCUAACAGAACUAAAGCGAAUAAAGAGGGAAAAUCUAUUUUAGUUAUUACAGCCUGUUUAAUACAAAGGGUUUAUAAAAGUGAUUUUUGUACUCUGUGUGUGUAUAUUGUCCCACUUUGGGAGCAGGAGCGUUGUGGUUUUGUGAUCACAAAUAAUAAACCCAUUUUAAAGCUCGACUCGUGAUCAACAACAUGACCGCGGUGCUGAACAUACAGAGGCUCCUGGAAGCUGCUGAGUAUUUAGAGAGGAGAGAAAGAGAGUGCGAACAUGGAUACGCCUCGACGUUUCCGUCUAUUCAGAGCUCCAACAACUACCAGAGACAAAGAAAAUUCCGGAAUAAAAAGCACAACAGCAAUCACAACAGGUCAACACAUAACGAGUUGGAGAAGAAUCGACGAGCUCACCUGCGUCUUUGUCUGGAGCGAUUGAAGGCGCUCAUCCCACUGGGACCCGACUGUAACCGUCACACUACGCUGGGACUGCUGAACAAAGCCAAAGCACAUAUAAAGAAGCUAGAGGAGGCUGACCGAAAGUCUCGGUACCAGCUGGAGAAUUUGGAGCGGAAGCAGAGACACCUCCGGAGGCAGCUGGACUCUCUUCGGGGGACAUGUAAGGCUGAGAGGGUGCGCACAGACAGCGUGGGCUCCACCCCAUGCUCCGACCGCUCCGACUCGGACCAAGAGGAGAUCGAGGUGGACGUCGAGAGCACCGAGUUCUCCCAUGGAGAGCUGGAUAGCGUGAGCACAGCCAGCACCAGCGACCUGGAUGACCACAGCAGCCUGCAGAGCCUGGCCAGCGAUGAGGGCUACUCCUCCUGCAGUGUCAAGCUCGCCUUCAGCUCGUAGACACGUAGCACGGACACAGCGUAGAGUCCCAGCAACAGCAACUACCAACCAACCCUCUCUACCAAUCCACUCUACUCCACCGAACCCCUCCCAGAAUCCGACAGGUGACCAGAGCACAAGCCGCCAGCGCCGGCUGCCGGCCCUCUCAGAGCAGCGUUCUGAUUGGUUGAUCGAAUGUACACUGCCUUUAACGGCUCUCUCUUUCUCUCGUGACACGAGAAACGCAGUUUGGUUUCUGUUUAAUCAAUUUUUGGUUUCACGGUUUGUGAUCUGGUUACCUGUUGGAACGUUCCGAAGCACUGCGACUCGGUGCGAGCGCGUACGAUCUGGACAUCCUCCGCAGCACCGCAUAUCAACAUCAAGCUCUGAGAUCUCAAAGGCUGAGGCAUGAACUUUGUGCUACGAAUGGUGCUACCUGAAAAGAACCCGACGACCCAACACGUCUCGUCUGGUCACGGAAGUGGGUCGACCUUUUCUUUUUCAGAAGUCUCUCCCACGGUGCAUUUUAUGGUGCGUUUAAAACGUCGGAAGCAGCCAAGCUGUGCUUCCGUCUAGCAGCUGCAACGUAGACAUCCCUCCUAGCGGUAACAAGCAAUAACUCCUCCUCUAGCUUCAUCUCUACUUUUCCUCUCUUAUUAUUAUUAUUAUUUUUUUUUUUUAAAUCCCCGGACACUGUCCAAAAGAGCAACUUGCUUGGGUUUUUUUUUUUGGUGUAUAAUAAUACAUAAAUAGUUUAAUAAAUUAAGAAAAGGAGUUUUUAAAAAAAAAAAAAAAAAGCUAGAUACAUAUGAGUAGCCUCUGUUGCUGUUCGUCUUGUGUUUUAUUUUGUGCAUUUUAAAUUAUAUUUUUGGAAAGAUACUCCUAUCCUUCUUGGAUUGCUCUGACAGAGUGGCAUGGACAGUAUUAUGCUUUGGCUCGAUGAUUUAUUAUUUUUUAUUUUAUUUUUUCCUCCUUCAUUUCCAUUCUGACCAAAACGAAAGGAUGAAAGAAAGUCUCCCUGAUGGCGUCAGCAGCCGGACCCGUGAGCGUUGGAGCUCCCGAUUUUACAAAUGGCACUUUUCUUUUUUUAAAUUUAUUACAUAACUGUCAUUUAUUCUAUUCCUCUGUGUGUUCCUGUUGAUGCUGAGAGGCAUUCCACUAGUGCGUCGUGGAUCUGGGGGUCAGAGGUCCCUGUGCUGAGCCUGACUUCCCACUCGUCAAUCAUCAGCUGACUUUCAGUGGAAGGAAGUCAUAUUUAUUCCUCAUCCCUAUGUUUUAUAUUUUAUUUUAGUGAGCCCAUCCUGAGCUGUGUGUUUGAGCGCUCGACUGAACACGGUGCUGUUUUCCAACACCAGGCCAAACCGCACACCAACACCACGUCCCCCUGUCUCACUUAAAGACACGACGACCUUUUUAUUCAUUCUUUUCAUCUACUUGGUUCUUGCCCCUUUAAUUUGCUCUUGAAUCCAUCCAGGACCCAUGUUGAGAACUCUAUGCUUCCUGAUACACACACACACACACACACACACACACACGAGCAGUAAGACGGUGAUCUGGGAUCUGUUGAGCCAGUGUCUCAGUCUCAGAAGUGCUGAUUUACUAUAAAUAUAUAGUGUAAUAAUGAAACACUGAUCGUGAGUCAGCUCUUGAUGAAAUCAGGAGUGUUCUGGAUCACACAGAAGACCAGGAAGAAUCUGAUCUGAGAUCAGCACCUGUGCUCUUUCUGUAAACGCGGGAAUUUUCCCUCAGUUGUGCUUAAUGUCACUUUAAACACUCGAUAAUCAGUACGCACGUACGGCUCUGAAGUCUUACAUGUGAUCCAAGCACCUCCUGCAGAGAGUGUGUGUGUGAGAGAGAGAGAGAGAGAUCAGGAAGCUCUGGUGAACACGGAGCGAGUCCUAUUACCCUCAAGGUCCUGCUGAACUUUUGUGGCCAUUCUUUGUCAAACAUGCACUCUGAUUCAAUCUGUAAGUCCAACUGCAAUACUUACAAUAAAAGACAGAGAUUGUCCAAUCUGAAGACCAAAAAAAAA